GUGGGAGACAAUAGAUUAGAGUUGGACGUUUUCCACUUGGCCACGACAUUUGAGUGCUGAGGCGGCUCCUCCCUCAAUAAUAGAGAGUAAAGAAAAGAAGAGGAGAGAAGAGAAAUAAUGGAGACAGUGAUGGAGGAAGUGGAGGAGUACAACUACCGAGAAGUGAGGCUUCCGUCUUUGAUACCAGUGGUGGGGGAGCCUGAGCUGGAGAGGGAAACAGGGGAGCGAAGAAGAGGAAGGGACAUACUCAUAGCCAUUGAUCAUGCUCCCAAUAGCAAGCAUGCUUUUGAUUGGGCUCUCAUCCACCUCUGCCGCCUCGCUGAUACCAUCCACCUCGUCCACGCCGUUUCUGACGUAAAGAACGAGGUCGUGUACGACUUAACCCAGGGUCUCAUGGAGAAGUUAGCCGUUGAGGCUUUUCAAGUCCUCAUGGUGAAGACAGUUGCUCGGAUUGUGGAAGGUGAUGCAGGGAAAGUAAUUUGCAGGGAAGCAGAGAGGAUCAAACCUGCGGCUGUAGUUCUGGGAUCAAGAGGCAGAAGCUUAAUUCAAAGUGUGCUACAGGGAAGUGUUGGAGAGUACUGCUUCCACCACUGCAAAGCAGCACCUGUUGUCAUCGUUCCUGGAAAAGAUGCUGGAGAUGCAUCAAUAUUGUAGUGAAGCUUUGUACGUAUGUCAAUUGGCCUUGUUAGUAUAUCUAACAGUCAUGUUUAGUGAUAUGAAGAUUGGUUCUGACUCAUUUUCACCAAGAAUAGAGAUGUUUUCCUUGCAUAUUAUUAACCACUAGCAUGUUAUUAAUUCAAUGGCUUAGUAACUCAUUUUCUCA
This is a messenger RNA of Arachis duranensis, 823 nucleotides long. RefSeq lists its product as uncharacterized. The coding region runs from base 118 to 654 and encodes 178 amino acids. The record is from RefSeq and is a predicted model, not a curated record. Lineage: Eukaryota; Viridiplantae; Streptophyta; Magnoliopsida; Fabales; Fabaceae. The transcript has 5 exons.